CAGGGAGUCCACACAGUACAGUGUCUUCACAGCGCUCAGCGGAUACACAUCGAAAGCAGGACUACUCUCGACUCCUCAGCAUUGAGGUAUUGUGUGGCUCGCUGGCAGCAGGAAGGACUAUGAGGGUGGCUGCCACCUGCACUGCAGAGCUCUGUAACUUUGGCAGAUAGGAUCAUUAUCCCCCUGUAAGACACCCUAAGAGCGGAAAAGAUGAGGACUUGGAUUGUACUUCUCCUGUGGGCAUGUGCACACCAGAGUGUGAAUGCAGUUGCCCUUUCAAGAGGGCCAGUUCGAAGGAAAACCAAAGAAAUUGAAGGACGGCAAGACAAAGAGUUGCUCAGACGUUCAAAAAGAGGAUGGAUGUGGAGACAGUUUUUUCUGCAGGAGGAAUACACAGGAACGGAUCACCAGUACAUUGGCAAGCUUCACUCAGAUAUGGAUAGAGGAGACGGCACAGUUAUGUACGUUCUCACAGGUGAAGGUGCGGGGACGAUCUUUGUGAUAGAUGUCAACUCAGGAGAUCUGCAUGCUACCAGGAGCCUGGACAGAGAGGAGAAGCCUUUCUACGUGCUCCGAGCCCAGGCUGUCGACAAGAAGACCGGCCUCCCACUGGAGCCAGAGACUGAGUUUAUUGUGAAACUACACGACAUCAAUGACAAUGAGCCUAAGUUUGACAAGGAGGUUUAUACAGCGUCCGUACCUGAGAGGUCACACAUUGGCACCUAUGUCACUCAAGUUACCGCCCAGGAUGCAGAUGAUGAAAUGUUUGGCUACAGUGCAAAGCUGGCCUACAGCAUCAGUCAGGGUCAUCCAUACUUCUCAGUAGAGCCAAAUACAGGUAUAAUCCGGACAGCUUUGGGACCUUCCGAUAUGGACAGAGAGCAGAGGGAGCACUACCAGGUGGUGAUCGAAGCCAAGGACAUGGCCGGCCAGAAGGGGGGCUUAACAGGCUCCACCACAGUAAACAUUAGCCUCACUGAUGUCAACGAUAACCCCCCUCGUUUCACGCAGAAUAUUGAAAACAUACUGUUGACAAUUGAGCUAAACGGUUUGAAUUACAGGUACUCCAUUGAUCGGCACACAGAUGUUGACCGGAUUUUUGAUGUCUAUGCUGGGAAUGGAUCUAUAUUCCUGCAGAGGCCUCUGGACCGAGAAGAAUUAGCUUGGCACAACAUCUCAGUGAUCGCAACAGAGUUCAGACACUUAGACAACCCCGAGCAGACCAGCCGAGUGCCUGUGUACAUCCGCGUACUGGAUGUCAACGAUAACCCCCCCAUGUUGGCAUCCUUCUACGAGACCUUUGUCUGUGAAAACGCCAAAGCCGGGCAGAAAAUCCAGACAAUAAGCGCAGUGGAUGCAGAUGACCCAGUCGGUGGACAUCGCUUUUUGUUCUCCUUAGCACCAGAGAGCUCAGUGCGAGCAAACUUCUCAGUCCGAGAUAAUGGAGAUAACACAGCUGGGAUCUUCACACGACGCACCGGAUUUGGCCGAAUGCACAAGAGCACCCAUCUAGUGUCUGUGGUGAUAUCAGAUGGACACUAUCCCAUGCAGACCAGCACGGGCACGCUCACAAUUCGGGUGUGCACGUGCGACCGAAACGGCAACAUGGAGAUGUGCAACGCCGAGGCUCUGACCAGCUCCGCGGGGCUCAGCACAGGGGCGCUGGUGGCCAUCCUGCUCUGCAUCCUCAUCCUGCUCUUGAUCGUGGUGUUGUUUGCUGCCCUGAAACGUCAGAAGAAGAAAGAGCCCCUGAUCAUCUCCAAGGAGGACGUGAGGGACAAUGUGGUCAGCUACAAUGACGAGGGUGGCGGCGAGGAGGACACGCAGGCCUUUGACAUCGGAGCACUUCGCCAUCCGGAAGUAAUGGAGGAGAGCAAACUACGGCGGGACAUCCUGCCCUCUGAGUCACUCUACCCUCCGCCGCCACUUCACAGGACCAUGGUGCCAUCCCGAGAGAACGCAGACGUACGGGACUUUAUCAACCAACAUGUGCAGGAAAACGACGGCAACCCCACGGCUCCUCCUUACGACUCACUGGCCACCUAUGCGUAUGAAGGUAACGGAUCGGUGGCCGAGUCACUCAGCUCGCUGGGGUCCAUGUCCUCGGAAGGGGAUCAGGACUAUAACUACCUCAGCGAGUGGGGGCCACGCUUCAGGAAGCUAGCAGACAUGUACGGCGGCGAGGACAGCGACUGGGACUCCUAACGGACAGACUGUGGAGCGAGACUCAUUUGCUGAUCUGCCUCUACAUGAUGACUGGAGUGGCAGACUGAGGCAGCCUAAUUUCUUUUACAAAGUGCCCUUUUAUCGUUCUCUUUGUCCUACAAUCAGGCAGUCAGUUUCUCUGUCCUGAUUGGCAAUGCGUUUUCUCAAAUGAGGAAACGAACUUCACGCUCUGGUGAGGAGGACGUUAUCUGUACAUGGACUUCUCAUCAGAAAGAUCAUCUGCGAUGACAUCUUCCGGCAUAAUCCCAGAUUGUUCUGGAGAUGUCUGCAGUUUUUCAUAUCUGCAACCAUCGCUGAAAACGUUCUUUUGAAAAGACAAGCAUCUGAUGCAGAAUUGCUCUUCAAAUCCUGCUGCAAAGAACAGUUUAUCAGUUGACUGUGAGCCUGUGAAACACUUGAAGUGAAACUUGAGCAGGUCAUUGACUAAAUAAAGGCCAAGGCCGAGGACUUUAUGAAAAUAAUGAAACCACCGCCAAACUCGAGCCUGUGAAUUCACUAUCAGACCUCAAUGUGUAGCGGGCAGCUCAGUAUCAAACAGUUUAACAUCAUAGGAGUUGUCUAAUAACUGGGAGGAAUUUUCAAACCCUUACUAUAAACCAUUUGCAUAAUUUUACUAAUCUACUUACGACGUCAAGAAAAGAUGUGUUGUCCUGUAACCAUAAUCAAGACGGAUUGUAUGAAGCCCAUCUAGAAAAUGGGUCAGAAGAUGUUUCAUGGUUGGCACUGGUUUUCAUCAUCCACAUGAAAAAAAAAAGCCAGAAGCUUACAAUUAUCAGCUAUGUCAUUGGACCUAAAUGUGUUUUGCUUCCUUUAGCAGUCUGACAAACGUUUGUUUGAACUCAGAACUGCUUAGUAUGACUUUCUCCUUGUGAGAAACAGAUUUGCACACGGUCCCUUAAUGACGUGCAGCAACAUUUACAUUCCAUACUAUUACUGUAUGUUUUUUUUCCCCUCUCUCUAUUCUUCCAGAUGAGACCUUGACAUAGAGUCAAACCAACCAAAAGAGAAUUAAACAUUAAUAUCUAUACAUAGAAUUAUGGCUUCGUGGACCAAGAGAUUGAAAGCAAAGUUGUUAAUUAAUCACAGUUUGAAGCUGCAAUUCUCACCUUUCCUCUGACAACCUUCUGCUUUUAAUAGCGAGUGUCAAAUAACCAGGGAAGUAAUAAAAGCUCAACUGAUUUAUUCCUCGGCUGAAUGUUAACCACAGCAGUGUUGUAUUGAAGUGUGAGGCAAAUCUUAAAGUAAAUCACUCCGCAAUGAUUGCGCCCUCUCUUCAAACCACAAAAUGAUCCUGAGAUUGCCUUCACCGCUUCAGUUAGGAGGGGGUGAGUCAGCUCCGAACGGUGCUUCAGCAGGUAAAUAUUUGUGUUUUAGAAGCAGAAUUUCCAUUCUUUGUCAUUGAUAUGCUGUAAAAAGAAAAAGAAAAAGAUGGUUACUCAUGCUGUAAAAACUUGGUUUAAUGAACAGUGCUUUGUACCAGUGGCUUGGGAGAGUAGAUUAUGUCCAUGUACUACUUUGCUUUAUAUCUUGUGAAAUUUUGUACCAAAUAUUUAUAUACCACAAUGAUGACUAAAUAUUAUUUAAAUAUGUACAUUCUGUGUUAUUGUUUCUGUGUUUUGAAAGUGUUAAACUGUAAA
Sinocyclocheilus rhinocerous is the source of this 3863-nucleotide messenger RNA. RefSeq names its product cadherin-6-like. The transcript has 10 exons. Bases 211 to 2205 code for a protein of 664 amino acids. Gene Ontology annotation, molecular function: beta-catenin binding; calcium ion binding; cadherin binding. Lineage: Eukaryota; Metazoa; Chordata; Actinopteri; Cypriniformes; Cyprinidae. Gene Ontology annotation, cellular component: adherens junction; plasma membrane; catenin complex. The record is from RefSeq and is a predicted model, not a curated record. Gene Ontology annotation, biological process: cell-cell junction assembly; cell-cell adhesion mediated by cadherin; synaptic membrane adhesion.